CGGGCAAAAGCGUGGGUGGGCAGGCCUUCACCACCCGAGCGAGGGCGUGGGUGGAUGAAGGCCGCCUGAGCGUGGGUGGGCCGGACGGGGAAGCGAAACGUGGCGUCGGCGCCCGCAGAGUUCCACAACAAAUCCCGGGUGGCGAGGUCCGCGUCUCGGCCGCAGGAUGGCUCGCGUCUGAGGGAAUUUCCGUGCUGAUCCUCAUGCGACUGACCCGGUCUGCAGUGUACACAAUGUUGCAGACACAUGCAGAAAAAGACCGCAUUGUCACCUCUCUCCCUCCACCUUUCAUACGCCAAGCAACUCCUUAUAAUCAGGAUGACUUUGACGAAGCUGUUAAGAACGCAGCCAAUGCAAACUGUACACUUCAAGCUGGACUCAAGAUAUCGAAGAUGAUUGUGCUUGGAGAUGUUGCUACAGGCAAGACUUGCUUGGUUAAUAGGUUUUGUCACCAGGUUUUUGAUUCUAAUUACAAAGCGACAAUAGGAGUUGACUUUGAAGUGGAGAGAUUCGAUAUUUUGGGAAUUCCCUUUAAUUUACAGAUAUGGGAUACGGCAGGCCAGGAGAGGUUUAAAUGCAUAGCUGCAUCCUAUUACAGAGGUGCUCAUGCUGUGAUGGUUGUGUUUGAUGUGACAAAUGUUGUGACUCUUGCACACACGGCUCAGUGGCUUGAGGAGGCACGCGAGGCAAAUAUCAAUAGCUGUCCUUUGGUCUUUCUUGUGGGCACAAAACGAGAUCUUAUGAGUGAGGGAGCCUACAACCAGAUUGAAGCACAGGCUCGUCGUGUAGCUCACGGUCUUGGGGCUGAGUAUUGGGCUGUGUCAUCGAAGACGGGAGAUAACGUGGAAGCCCUGUUCAUGCGGCUGGCUGCUCUAACCUUCAACCGUGAUGUAUUGCAGGAGGUGAAAGGCUGUGACACUCGCAAAUUCUCUGGGACUGUCAAAAUAGGUGAACGGCUGGAUGAUACAUAUGAGACAGCUAAGAAGUCGAAGUGUGCUUCAGGGCACUGCAACAAGUGAUAAGAGGUUGCAGCUGUUGACAAGGCAGCCCGAUGUCGUCUGUCUCUCUCCACUUGACGUAACCACUCGCCUUUACGCAACUGCUUGCCUUUACCUAUACGUUUCUAUACCGUCCAUGGACUGCCUCCGAUUGCCAGUAUUUUUCUACUCAAACUUAAAUCUCUAAUUUCAUAUGAUAUAAAUGUAAUUGUAGUAUCUUCAAUAAACUUAAAAGUGUUU
Penaeus monodon (black tiger shrimp) is the source of this 1238-nucleotide messenger RNA. RefSeq names its product ras-related protein Rab-34-like. The record is from RefSeq and is a predicted model, not a curated record. The transcript has 9 exons. Gene Ontology annotation, molecular function: GTPase activity; GTP binding. Bases 204 to 1019 code for a protein of 271 amino acids. NCBI's taxonomy places the organism in Eukaryota, Metazoa, Arthropoda, Malacostraca, Decapoda, Penaeidae.